This is a messenger RNA of Lathyrus oleraceus (garden pea), 486 nucleotides long. RefSeq lists its product as uncharacterized. NCBI's taxonomy places the organism in Eukaryota, Viridiplantae, Streptophyta, Magnoliopsida, Fabales, Fabaceae. The transcript has a single exon. Bases 1 to 486 code for a protein of 161 amino acids. The record is from RefSeq and is a predicted model, not a curated record.
AUGACCUCUGAAGCCUUCAAACUGAAAGGCCUCUCUAAACAAGUCUGUAACGACUUUAUCAAAGAUGCUGGUAUUAGACUUCAAGAGCGCUUAGCCAGAGAAGCUGAGGAACGAGAAAGGAAGGAAGCCGAAGAGAAAGUACGCCAAGAAGAACUACAGAGAAUCAGAGAAGCUGAAGCCAAGGCUGUCGUUGAUGUUGUUGCCGCUGCGGCUGCUGCUGAGGCUGAGGAAAAAGCUAAAGUCGACGCUGAAGAAGCAGCUCGUAUUACUGAAGAAGCAGCUGCCAAAGCCAACGCUGAUGCACUGACUCAGGGGGAGCACUCCAACUUUGGGUUCGUCCCUCUAGUCUUGAAGACUCUAGAGGAACUGCAGAAAGAACAACAGGUAGUUCGAGCCAGGCUGGACCAACAGGAUUCUGUCAAUAUCAACAUUCAGAACAUGUUGUCCCAGCUGCUCCAACGGAUGCCUCCGCCUCCAAACCCUUAG